Taeniopygia guttata (zebra finch) is the source of this 1206-nucleotide messenger RNA. The record is from RefSeq and is a predicted model, not a curated record. Lineage: Eukaryota; Metazoa; Chordata; Aves; Passeriformes; Estrildidae.
CCCAGUACUCCCAGUUCCCCCCCCGCUCCCAGUGUCCCCGCGGGGUCAGGUGACAGCGGCCCGGGGGGGGGCGGGGGUGGCGACCCCACUUCCCCUUCGGUGGCCAUAAAGGGGCGGCGGGGGCGGCCCGGGGGGACAGCGGCGGCCGCGACGAUGCCGGCGCUGCUGUGGCUGUCGCUGCUGGUGAGCGCGGUGACGCCCGGUGCCGGUGCCGGUGCCGGUGCCGGUGCCGCUCUGACCUUCCUGGCCCUGGGCGAUUGGGGGGGGCUGCCCGAGCCCCCCUUUGUCACCCCGCGCCAGGCGGCCACGGCGGCGGCCAUGGGCCGGGCGGCCACCGAGCUCGGCGGGGACUUCGUGCUGGCCCUGGGCGACAACUUCUACUUCUCGGGGGUGCGCGACGAGUGGGACCCGCGCUUCCAGGACACCUUCGAGCGCGUCUUCGUGUCCCCGGGGCUGCGCGGUGUCCCCUGGUACGUGAUGGCCGGGAACCACGACCACGCGGGCAAUGUCACCGCGCAGCUGCGCUACAGCCACCACUCCCCGCGCUGGCACUUUCCCCACCCGUACUACAGCCUGCGGCUGCAGCUGCCCGCCUCCAACGCCUCGGCGCGGCUGCUGGUGCUGGACUCGGUUCUGCUCUGCGGCCCCGGGGACGAUUUCGGCGGGGGCCCGGCGGGGCCGCGGGACGCGGCGGCGGCGUUGGCACAGCUGGGCUGGCUGCGGGCACAGCUGGCGGCGGCGGAGGGCGACCGGUUCGUGCUGGUGGCCGGGCACUACCCGCUGUGGUCGGUGGGCAAGCACGGCCCCACGGGCUGCCUGCUGCGCCUGCUGCGCCCGCUGCUGCGGCGGCACCGCGUCAGCGCCUACCUGUGCGGGCAUGACCACAACCUGCAGUACCUGGAGGAGGGCGGCGUGGGCUACGUCCUGAGCGGCGCCGGGAACUUCAUGGAGGACUCGCGGCCCCACGCGGGCUCGGUGCCCCCCGGUGCCCUCCGCUUCUUCUUCGGGAGUCCCGCCAGCCCCGGCGGCUUCGCCCACGUGCGCCUGGAGCCCUCCGCCGCCACCGUCACCUUCCUGGAGGCCACCGGGCGCGUCCUGCACCGCGUCACGCUGCCGCCGCGCCACCCGUGACCGGGGACACCGGGACACCGGGACAGCGGGACACGGGAACAGCGGAGAGCGGGACACCGGGACAUGGGGACAGCG